This is a messenger RNA of Symbiodinium pilosum, 3981 nucleotides long. The record is from the annotation of a GenBank genome assembly. Lineage: Eukaryota; Dinophyceae; Suessiales; Symbiodiniaceae.
AUGAGGCUUGUGAUCAACCCCAAGCCCAUCGACUCGACGAAUGGCGUGAGUUAUGUCUACGCUUUCACGACCUUCUUCCCGGAGAUUCGCAGGAGCACCGACAACAUGGUGAUUUUCCAAGUCCGAGACGAGUUUGGAAACGACGUGCCUGACCUGGGCAACAACUUCAUGAUCUGUGAAGCGGACGGCCCAGAGCGGCGCACGCCCCCGUUCCGUCCACCUUUGGACAUCGUCAGGCAUGGUGCCGGGCUCUUCCGUGUCAACCUGAAGCUGGACACCACAGGCCUUCACAAGGUAAGCUGCUAUGCGCUCAACAAAGGAGGCGUGAAUGCCCGGUACUUCAACAAUCGCUGGGUGGAGGGCGUCCCGGCCAUCUCGCAGGUAGACACGGCAAUUGACUUUAACUGGGGUGAGGGUCUGGUCACAGCAGAGUCCUCAGACUAUGCCUCAGCCCAGUUCGACGGAUAUCUGCAAGUCCCAACGGCCGCAAACUACACCUUCUACGUCACGGCAGACGACGGUGCCAAAAUGUGGCUGGAUGAUGAACUGAUCAUGAGCCAGGAUGAAGCAGGGCAGUUCCAGACCAGACCCAUUCUGCUCACAGGAGACCGGCUCUACCAUGUGCAGGUUAUGUACUACGAGCGCACGGGUUUCGCCAGGAUGAGGCUUGAAUGGUCUAGCGACCAGGGCGUGGCGCGCGAGGUGAUUGGCAAAGACAACUGGUUCCAUUCCCGGAGCCGUUUGGGACUCUUCCCUCAGACAGUCCUUGUCUACGACAAGCCAGGACCCGUUGAAGCUUUCUACCACCACGACUUCCAGUAUGACGUAAAUCAAUUGUCCUGGGUUCCUCCGCAAGACAGCAGCGCCAAGCCAAUCCUUGGCUACCGGAUCUUUCGUGACAACGGUCAGGGAGGGGCGAUCGACAGUCUGCUGGCUAUCACCGACCAGAACACCUUCUCCUACACUGACUCGGGCCUGGUCACCGGUCUCGUCUAUUACUACAGGAUCAUGGCCGUGAAUGGCGACGAUGGUGAGCCUGUGACUAUCUCGGCACAGCCAUCAGUGUCUUUUCAUCCUGUUUGGGACGCUUUUCUGGUGCCGGAAACUCCAGGCUAUACACUCUACCGAAAUGAUGGCCUUGGUGGAGUCCUGCGGUUCACCUAUGAGGGUGACAUGGAUGGCACGUCCAUGGUGGAACUGAUGAUUGGCGGCCUUGUGGAAGGGUACCUCUUCCAGACUUCUUACUGGAGCCGCAUUGGCCAGAGCCCCUUGAGCGACGUGACGGCUGUGGUAUGCUGUGAGUUCCGGAAGCCGGGCUCCCCACCGCUGAACCUCCGGCGAUCAGGUGACCAGAGCAAUGAGAAGAUUUCUCUAGCCUGGGAUCCUGUGACCGACAUUGGCACUUCGUCCUUGAUCUACUACCGGCUCUACAUGGACGACGGCUAUACAGAGAUCUCGAAGAACACCGCUUCAGGUACCACAACGACGGAGUUCUUCGAGUUUUUGACACCUGGAAAUCCCUAUCGCUUUGCCGUUGCGGCGGUCAACGCUGCAGGGGAAGGUCCUCGCAGCGAGCGAAUUACGCUGACGGCGUCUGAUGUUGCAGGUCAACCCUAUGACGUGGAGGCCACUUUUCAGAGCUCCUACCGAAUCGACUUGCAGUGGAGCAAGCCUUUGCUCACAGGCGCUUCAGGAAUGAGCGGUUACAAGGUCUGGGUGGAUGAUGGCAAUGGUGGUGCCAUCAACAAUUUGAUCUGGGACGGUGGCACCAAAGCCGCCACACUCUCCUAUUCAUGGGCACCUGUUUUCUCCGACGGUACCGUGGCACUGCUGGCUGGGCACACGUACCGCUUCCAAGUGCAGAGCGUGAACCCAACCGGGGAUGGUGCUCGGUCAAACAUUUUCUCCAUCGUCGCAGCCUCCAAGCCAGAUGCGCCCGGCCGGCCCGCUGUGGACAGGACCUCCACCUCUGCUGCAGCUGUGCACAUCUCCUGGGCUGCACCUUACAAUGGAGGCUCUCCCGUCCUGGGGUACAUCGUCGAGAGGAAGAGCUCGCCAACUGCACUCUGGACCUCAUUGACGACAGCGUCGGACAGCUACACCUCAACAACAUACGUGGAUACUUUCCAGCUGGUUGCUAGGUCCUUCUACAUCUACCGCGUGUCUGCGUUCAAUUUAGUCUCUGUGGGGGAGACCCUCUACUCACCGGAGUCUUCGAUCCCAGCAGCUGCGGUGCCCACGGCACCGACAGUGACUUUUGUAACGUCCACAGAGACAACCAUCACCGUGUCCUGGAAUAUUCCACUCUCCGAUUUAACGGUCACCGGCUUCCGGUUGUAUGUGGACAAUGUGCUGAAGUAUGAUGGCGCGGGUGUGAGCACGGUGCGCACGUUUACACUUGCUGGCUGUACGACAGGCAACAUGCACGACUUCCGCGCGACUGCCAUCAGCGAUGCUGGUGAAUCUGGUUACUCGGCCUCCUUACCGCGUUUCUGCGCCAGGCGUCCAUAUCCUCCACCACAACCUUCCUUGAAGUCUACCACUCUCUCGGCAGUUGAAGUUCAGUGGGUGCCUCCAACAAACAAUGGGGGCAUGCCCAUCUCUGGCUAUAAGGUGCAGCGCUCCAAUAGUGACGUCUACUUCUUCGGCACUGUGCAGUGUCUGCAAACAGACGGGUCUUAUCUGACCACGUUGCCCGAGAACAUAGACUCCUGCUUGGAUGAUACUGCAUUUCUUUGCCCUCUGCGCAGGUGCAAGUAUCGGGUAUUGGCAAUUAAUGGUGUGGAGGAUGACAAUUUUGCAGACGUGUCGCCAUACCUUGUAGCCACAGCUGCUGACCUUCCAACUCCACCAACUUCUGUCACGAGGGACGACCCUCCUGCAAGCAAAACUGCAAUUGAAGUUCACUGGUCGCCAGUCACCGAUGCUGCUGAGACUGGCGGUGCCCUUGUUAUUGGAUACCGAGUUUAUGCUAAUACGGGAAUUGAUGACGCACUUUCUCUGGUCUUUGAUGGUUCUGGCAGCCCAUCUGUUCGCUCCUUUAAGCAUACAGGGCUGACACCAGGAAGGCGUUACUGGUACCAGGUCAGCUCGGUCAGCAGCGUGGGUGAGGGGGCACGCACCAACAUCUCCACAUUCCUGGCUGCCGAGCCGCCUGCCUCACCGCUGCAACCUCGGUUCAUCACAGCCAGUUUUGGGUCGAUCACGAUCGGCUUGGAUCCCCCUCCCUCGGAUGGAGGUUCGCCCAUUGUCCGCUAUGUGAUCUAUCACAAUGAUGGCACCGUAAAUGGUUUGCUAAGCACGCAGGUGUCGGUCUGCGACAUGUCCAGGACUGAGUUUGAUGUGCCGAACCUUCUCCUCGGCAGGGAUUAUCAAAUCCAGGUUCAAGCCCAUGCAGAUUGUCCAUACGGAGCAGGAACAUCACUGCAUGAAUAUGACUCUGAUGGUAUUUGCGUCAACGACGGUGCCUGUACGCUGCCAGGUGGCAGGAGCGGCAUUGCGCUGUUUACUACCACAGACGUGCCUGAUACGGUGACGCUUGAGAAGGUGAGCCAGGAGCGUACGAGCGUGACCUUCCGCUUCGAUCCGCCGGGAGGGGAUGGUGGCAGCCCUGUGACCAGUUUUGAGCCCUACCGCGAUGAUGGGCUUGGAGGUGAUUUUGUGCGUGUAGACGUUCUUCCAACAAAUUACUUUGAAACCGAAACGGACCUCUCUGAGUCGGGUAACGAGUACAAAUACACUGGUCUGGUGACUGGCCGCCGCUACAACUUCUUCGUGGCAGCCUGCAACAAGAGGGGGUGCCGGAGCGGCAUCAUCUUUGGGCCUCUCACUGCAGCCGCGCCACCCGACCAGCCCGAAGCGCCUUUGGCCACUGCGACGUCCGCCGUGCCGCCUGUCAUCAACUUCACGUGGACACCACCAGACAAUGGCGGCAUGCCCAUCCUCAAGACAGAGAUCCAGCGAGAUGACGGCCAGGAGUGA